UUUUCCUGUUAAAUUUGUCGGGUUCUCUUGUCGAGGCUCGUUAGUAAUUUUCGUGGUUUCCCGGAGGGGCGAGUUUUGUAAUCAUGAAAAGUGUGAGACUGUGCGAGAUCGGCUAGUAUCGUUAAAACCGGGAACGAUUCGAAGACGAUCUCGACGACGAGGAUGGCGUGCCCGAGUAAUCGACGUUGUUUCUGAGCAUCGACUGCCACAGAGGAUCGCGGAAGACGCGGCUGUCCACUAGAAGAGCAGCGAUGCCGUUGAAGCUUCGCUCGAGAUCCGCCCAGCCGGCUUCGAAUCUUCAGUUUCGUCGCUCGAGAUCAAUUACAUUAUAAGACGAAUCCUUCGAACUAGCAAACAAACCAAAAAAGAAGAAGAAGAAAAAAAAACGAAAGGAAACAAACAAGAAACAAAGAAAGAUCCCUUGGAUGAUCGCAAUUAAUUCGUAACAAAAGGAACAACGAGAAGUAAGAAGGAGGAUCCUGGAACUGCCUUUUCUAAUAUAGGUAGAAAAGAGAGAGAAAACUAAAGAAAAAAUAAUUAUUUUGGUAAAUAGUCGGUAAUUAGUGGACGAUUCGCCUGGAGAGAGGAAGAAAGAAAGGGGAUAUAUAUAUAUAUAUAGGAGAAAGAGUUUGUCUGUCGCAAAAGUCCGCGUUAAAUGGUCACGUUCAGUGCACAAUUUCCGGUUUGUCCGCGCGUGUCGUGCACCGUGUACGUUCUCCGGCCGACAGUUUCAAAUUAAUAAGCUGGAGAACCGCGAACAGUCGGUCAAAUUUCGCCCAGAAGUAAACGAGUCGCGAUCAAAGUGAAGUGUCUCGGUCUCGGUGAGAUGGCCUUCAUGAUGAAGAAGAAGAAGUACAAAUUCUCCGUGGAGGUGGAUCUGGAGGAGUUGACUGCUGUAGCAUUCGUGAACGCGGUGCUGUUCGCGAAACUCAGACUGCUCGACGGUGGCUCUUUCGUCGAUCAUUCGACGAGGGAGGAAGUGCAGGAGCACACGGUCAGAUGGAACGCUAAAUUCGAGUUUCCCUGCAAGAUGAGUGCCAACGCGUCGACUGGUGUCCUCGAUCCGUGUAUCCUGAGGAUAUCCGUGAGAAAGGAAUUGAAGGGAGGCAGGUCCUUCCAGAAGCUCGGCUUCACCGACCUGAACCUCGCCGAAUUCGCAGGAGCUGGACUCUGCAGAACGAGGUGCCUUCUGGAAGGUUACGACGCGAGACAUCGACAGGACAAUUCCAUGUUACGCGUUGCCAUCAAGAUGAACAUGUUGUCUGGUGAUAUUCUGUUCAAAGUACCGUCUCCGUCGUUGAAGCAGACGCAACUAGCUGUACCCGGUGUGCCAGGAGUUUCUGGUGUUACUGGGGACGAAGUAACUGCAUCUGAGAGGUGUACCAACCGAGAGGAUUAUGUAUCCAGCGGUUCGUUGGCUGGAAGUAUAGCCAGCGCAAGUAGUGGUUUCGGCAGUCUUCCUAAAAAGAGGCCUGCCCUCUUUUCCUCGGAGCUCCUCAGCGGGGCGGAAUCGUACGAUCCAAUGACCUUGAGCGAGAUCGUACCAUCGGCUCUUCCAGUGGAGACCCUGGCUGAAGCGCACACGGAGUCGGGCCAUUCCCGUAACAGCAGUAAUACCAGCCAGUUAAGCAAAGGUUCCGGCUACGGAUCCUUGAAUUCACACAGUCAGCACAGUAGGCAGAGCAGUAGUGGUGACAGUGGCCACAUUAGAAAUCCUUCUGGGGGAUCUGGUCUGAGUGAAACGGGAUCUUUGGACCGGGCAAAGGCCGCACUGGAGCGAAGGAAAAAAGCGGAAGAUGGUACGGGGAACCCAAUCUUGUGUAGGGUCGAGGUGACCAGGCCGAACCCGGAUUCCCUGAUCGACGAGCUGAUCAAAGCGACGAAUCUCGAGCAGACUGAUCUCGAGAGCUCUGAGACAACAGGUCUUCAGCUGUUUAUCGCGAAGGACGGGACGACCGCGCUAGGCAGCCACGAGGUGAAGAGUCAGAUGCCCGCCGGUGUGUUCAAGCAGGUGGUGAUGGAAGAGAAUAAUAGGUAACACGAAGCUAUGGCGACGAGAAGACAGUACGCAAGACAGGCCAGCGCCACGUUCUCGUUGGCCCUGGUGCCAGAGCUCGUCUACGAGGCCUGUGAGCCUCGGUAGUUGACACGAGGACACAACGAUGCUUUUUGGACGAGGGAAUCGUCGAGAGACGAGGUGAAACGGCGACGACGAACACGCGAUCGUGCACCCCGACACCGAAAUUAUCACACUUUCAGUUGCCUAGCUGUUCUUCCUUCGCGUGCAGUGCUUCGCCGAUAAAAAGAAAAGAAAAUCUCGUCUACACGCCAAAAACCACGGAUCAAACGGAUCCGUUACUUACGCUCAAAAAAGGAAAUUUUUCUUCUUUUUGUUUUUCGUUCUCUUGUACAACUCGAUUCGCUCGAACGUUGUCUUCGUUGAGAAUCGUGGCCAGGUUAUGUGAUUGUAAAUUUUUUCAUGGGGGAGAGAGAAGGGGGGCGAACGGCUGAUUUUUAUUCGAUCUUGAUGACCAGAGAGACGCGUGAAGCAUGAAUCGAAACGUGUUCGAUGAAGGAAGAUGCGAUAGGAAAAGCGCCUGUUCGUUCGGUAAAAGAAGCGACAGGGGUGCACGGAAAUUUAACGUAUUUUCUUCCGCGAAGUCGAGGCACAACGCAGAUCAUUUUUUCUCCUCUCGUCGAUCGUGCCUUUUGAGAAUAUCGAUUCGAAGAGCGUAGUAUGUUGAAGUUACACGAGAAAGAUAGAGAGAGAGAGAGAGAUAGAGAGACUCGAUGUUAUCCGAUGUUCGAGAAGAGAAGAUUAUCGAGGCACGAUCGAGACGUGUAACGUUAAUCAGAUAAAUGUUAACUAAACGAAAAAAAAAAAAUGAAGAAAGUCAAUCGAGACAGUGUGAUGUGCGUGCACCAACGCUUCUUUUUUUUUUUACCUGUGUUCACGGUUCCUUUAUCGUCCGCGUGUAAACGACCGAACAAGUUACUAUAAAGUGGACCGAACGUUCGUUCGUUUCGAUCACCUAUCUCGCCGGAGAUCGAUCGAGCAACGUUUUCUUCGUCAAAGAGUAAUGAGA
Molecule: messenger RNA, 3086 nt
Organism: Habropoda laboriosa
Lineage: Eukaryota; Metazoa; Arthropoda; Insecta; Hymenoptera; Apidae
Product: protein FAM102A
Exons: 8
Coding region: 827-2038 (403 amino acids)
Source: RefSeq, a predicted model, not a curated record